Aspergillus aculeatus ATCC 16872 is the source of this 1314-nucleotide messenger RNA. RefSeq lists its product as uncharacterized. Gene Ontology annotation, molecular function: acyltransferase activity, transferring groups other than amino-acyl groups. The transcript is spliced from 3 exons. The record is from RefSeq and is a predicted model, not a curated record. Lineage: Eukaryota; Fungi; Ascomycota; Eurotiomycetes; Eurotiales; Aspergillaceae. Gene Ontology annotation, biological process: secondary metabolite biosynthetic process. The coding region runs from base 1 to 1314 and encodes 437 amino acids.
AUGCCCAGCGUAUCCAGUGCUGAUCCUGUGGCCCUGAGCCCUCUCGAUCAUAUUCCCGCCAAACUCUUCCUGCCAUUCAUCUUGUACUUUGAUACACCCGACCCACAAACUGCGCUCUUGACUCUCAAGGGUGGCAUUGGCAAGCUCGUUUCGCAACUGCCUUGGCUGGCGGGCGAUGUGGUCUCUCAUCAAACACCUGAUGGGCCGAAGGGUCGCAUGCACAUCGCGCCACCGCAGGUCCCUCCUUCUCAAGUCUCCAUGCUACAGAGACCCGUGCUCCGCUUCCAGGCCAAUGUCUUCCCCAGCAAGCUCGUCCUGGCCAUGUCCUUCUGGCACAACGUCUUCGACGGCACGGGAGCCGGCGUGAUCCUCGAAGCCCUCGCUGAGUGUUGCCAGUUUAGCACGGACCAAACCGAGACCCCUCUCGCCCAGAUCAUCGCAGCGACACACAUCACCCUCCGCAACCACGUCUCCAGCUUCCCAGCCCAGUGCAAGACCCGUCUCGACCACAGCGUCGAACUGGGCCCGCCCGUCUUCGACCCCAACACCUCUACGGAGCAGUGGAACGCGAUGGAGUCCGCGCUGGCCUUCGUGGUCGAGACCAACCGGUACACCUUCGAUCCACACAAGGUAGCGCAGCUGAAAGACCUCUGCGUGGAGCAGCUUCAGUUCCUAUCCGCGACAACUGCAAGCUGGAUCUCCAGCAACGACAUCAUCACCGCAACGCUGGCCCUCUGCGUCGACCGCGUGCUUCAUCCAGAGCGAGCAUCAAUCCCCAUUAUCACUCCCACCACACCUGAACCAGCGGACUUCCUCAUGGCCGUCAACCUGCGCAACCGCGUGCAUCCUCGCUUCCCAGAUAUAUACGUGGGGAACAUGAUCUUCCCCAUCCACGACACAAUCGACCCACCGAAGCCCCUCAUCUCAGCAGAGGGUCACGCCACGACAGACGAGGAGAGAGAUCUCCGCCGCCUCGCGCAGCUAGCCUUAAGAGUGCGCACCCGACUGUCCGCGAUGGACGAGACGGUGGCGUACAGCGCCUCGGCCGUCGUAGACCCGCCGGGGAUUAUUGUGACGAGCUGGCGGGAUCUCAACACCUAUUCCCUGGACUUUGGGACGGGGCUAGGAUAUAUUGAGGAUUUCGAACCGGGGCUGGCUCUGGUGCCGGGGGGAUGUAUCUUUCUCCCGGCGCGGAUGUCUGGUGGUGGGGGCCGGGACCGUGCGACUGCGCUGUGGGAGGUGUGCGUCACUUUGAAGAUGGGGGAUUCGGAGACACUGCUGCAGGAUCCGUUGUUCAGGAAGAUCCUUGCGUAA